CUGCUGUUGCUCAGUCAGUUGGAAGAAACUUGGUGGAAACGGAGCUCCGUCUGGACCCGGCGGCUUGUUCAGCUCCUCUUCCCUGACAAAGAGAGCGAGAUGCGGCGGAAAGAGAAGAGGCUGCUGCAGGUCACCGGCCUGCUGAUCGCCGCGGCUCUUUUCUUUCCAAACGUCGGCUUGUGGUCUUUAUACCGGGACAGACUGCUGGACAGCGGCUCGGCGGGCUCCGCAGACGGACCGAGUCGGAUCUCAGAGCUGCUUCCGGGGUUUAACUUGAAGGUGGUGCAGGUGGGAGCUGACGGUGUGCGACGAGUUGACUGGCAUGACUAUGAAGCAAUAAGGAGAGAUGCUGCUCGCAUCGGUCAGGGUGAACAGGGGAAGCCCUUUCCUCUGAUAGAAAGUGACCGAGUCGACCAGGCCUACAGGGAAAACGGCUUUAACAUUUACGUCAGCAACCGUAUCUCCCUGAACCGCUCCCUGCCAGACAUCCGCCAUGAAAACUGCAAACUGAAGCUGUACUCAGAGAAGCUUCCAAACACCAGCAUCAUCAUCCCGUUUCAUAAUGAGGGCUGGUCGUCGCUGCUGAGGACGGUUCACAGCGUGAUCAACCGCUCUCCUCCAGAGCUCAUCGCAGAAAUCAUCCUGGUCGACGACUUCAGUGAUAAAGAGCACCUGAAGGUGGCUUUGGAGGAAUACAUGACUAGAAUACCAAAGGUUCGCAUCCUGAGGACUAAAAAGAGGGAAGGUCUGAUCAGGACUCGGCUGCUAGGAGCAACAGCGGCUAAAGGAGAAGUUAUCACCUUCCUGGACUCUCAUUGUGAGGCCAACAUCAACUGGCUGCCUCCUCUGCUGGACCGGAUUGCACAGAACCGGAAGACCAUUGUGUGUCCGAUGAUAGAUGUCAUCGACCAUGACCACUUUGGGUACGACAAGCAGGCAGGAGACGCCAUGCGUGGAGCGUUUGAUUGGGAGAUGUACUACAAACGGAUCCCCAUUCCUCCAGAGAUGAAAAGAAAGGACCCUACUCAGACUUUUGAGUCUCCAGUGAUGGCUGGUGGGUUGUUUGCUGUGGACAGAAAAUGGUUCUGGGAACUGGGAGGGUACGACACAGGACUGGAAAUAUGGGGAGGAGAACAGUAUGAGAUCUCAUUCAAGGUGUGGAUGUGUGGUGGUCGGAUGGAGGACAUUCCUUGCUCCAGGGUGGGGCAUAUCUACAGAAAAUAUGUUCCCUACAAGAUUCCUGGAGGGAUCAGCCUGGCAAAGAAUCUGAAAAGGGUGGCAGAGGUGUGGAUGGAUGAGUAUGCUGAAUACGUCUACCAGCAUCGGCCUGAGUACCGACACCUUUCAGCAGGAGACAUGACGGCGCAGAAGGAGCUGCGAAGUCAACUGGGCUGCAAAAACUUCAGAUGGUUCAUGAGCGAGGUGGCCUGGGAUCUGCCCAGACAUUACCCACCAGUGGAGCCCCCUGCUGCUGCCUGGGGGGAGAUAAGAAAUGUUGGAAGCGGGAUGUGCAUGGAGAUUAAACACUUUGUCUCUGGAAGCCCGAUCCGCCUGGAGAACUGUGUGAAAAGUCGAGGAGAAGUCAGCUGGAGCCAUGGACAGGUGUUGACGUUUGGUUGGAGAGAAGACAUCCGUGUGGGUGAGCCCAAUCAUACCAGGAAGGUCUGCUUUGACGCCGUGUCCCACAGCAGCCCAGUUACUCUAUACGACUGUCAUGGGAUGAAAGGGAAUCAGCUUUGGCGUUAUAGAAAGGACAAGAGUCUGUACCAUCCAGUCAGUAACAGCUGCAUCGACAGCAGAACCAGUGAACGUCGAGUCUUCAUGAACAUGUGUGACCCAACGGCUUUGAGUCAGCAGUGGCUGUUUGAGCGAACCAAUGCUACUGUGCUGGAGCACUUCAACCGGGGCACCGACUGAGGGUCAUGGAGCAGUGAGAUGUGGCAUCUUCUAAGGAAAGGAUCACCAACAAUGAUCCCUAGAUAAUGAAGUUGGGAGUCAGAAAUGUGCUACUUCCCGAUUAUUUCCCGUGGUGCAGCAGAGAUGCAGCGCCCCGGCUGACAGCGGCAGCCUUGUUCAGACCAAACACCUCCACACCCAGAAUCCAAUCAUUCAGCUCAGGGUUGUGAUGUGGAAGGAGGGUGGGAGGACCACAGUGAGAUCUGUCUGACCUGCGGGAAACCUCAACAGCUGUCAGAGACUUUCAGAGACAGCAAACAUUUGCUGAGAGGCGUUCCUUUCAUUGCCAGAGGAGAACUGAAGCGCCUGGUGAACCGGAGGACUGAUUUCUGCUUUUGCUUUCUUGUAUUUUUCUAUUGUUGGCAUGUUUGUCAUUCAUCAUGCUAGAACAGCUUUUAAAAGCAGAAACUAAAAGAUCGAUUCAUUGCUGCCAUUUUUUAAAGAAAAAACAUCCUGUUUAUAUCAUCUUUACAGAAGAAAUUUAUUUUGUUUUCUAUGAUGUAAUAAAGAAACCAAAGUACUGAA
This is a messenger RNA of Cyprinodon tularosa, 2481 nucleotides long. Its product is annotated as polypeptide N-acetylgalactosaminyltransferase 10-like. Lineage: Eukaryota; Metazoa; Chordata; Actinopteri; Cyprinodontiformes; Cyprinodontidae. The transcript has 14 exons. Gene Ontology annotation, cellular component: Golgi apparatus. Bases 100 to 1917 code for a protein of 605 amino acids. The record is from RefSeq and is a predicted model, not a curated record.